CUAUCCCGUCCUACUCCGUAACUGCCUGUUGGCCUCGUACCACAGACGCUCACUCUCAAGCUUUUCUUCGCUCAUCCAUGGAGGAAGCGGGAGCACAAAGGCCUACCUGGCGACAGCGAAUGCAUGCUCUCACCCAUGUCUUGACCCACACCACCGCCUCCCCCUCCCUCCACUCUCAGCUCUUCGUCGCCGCCCAAGUCCCCUGUUUCCUCUCGUGGGAUUACCCCCCUUUCCUCUGCUGCGCUCCCCCUUCCGCCUUCCCGCCCCUCCUUCGUUGGUCCAUCGCCUUAUUCCUUCGCCGCGCUUCCCGCCUCUGCUUCCCCGCCACGUCCUGGCGCUCCAAGUGCCCCUUCCAGCAGCCCCCGCCCCUUGUCCUGUCCCGAGCGGUGGAUCCGCCGCCGCUGCGGUGGGGGCCGGAGGAGCGUCGGGAAUGCUUCCGAAAGAGGCUGAGGAGGGGGCGGAUAGGUAUGAGAGUCCCUCCCUUCCUGGCUUUCGCGAUUCCUAAUCUCGCGCUCUUGUCGCUUCUCUUAUGGGAUCCACUCUGGUCGGGCCUCGUCAAAAAACCCUAAAACUGACACCGGUAUGCUUUAUUUUUGCCCUAGCACUCCGUUUCUUCUGCAUUUUUGUAAGAUAGAGCGUACAGUGGAAAAGGUAACAAGAUCACAACUGUCAUCAGAAGAAUUUUGCUUCUUUGAUAAAAAUGAGACGGGAUGGAAACACGCAGAUGAAAAGAUCACAACUUUGACUGUAAAUUCAGGGCUUCGUAUUGAUUAACUGUUUGUACUCUUGAAAUUGGGUGUGGAAAUAAUAUUCUCAUGAGAUUUUUAUUGUCAAAAAUAAAAGAUUUAACUUCAUCUA
This is a messenger RNA of Zingiber officinale, 858 nucleotides long. RefSeq lists its product as uncharacterized. The record is from RefSeq and is a predicted model, not a curated record. NCBI's taxonomy places the organism in Eukaryota, Viridiplantae, Streptophyta, Magnoliopsida, Zingiberales, Zingiberaceae. The transcript has a single exon. Bases 78 to 569 code for a protein of 163 amino acids.